This is a messenger RNA of Zingiber officinale, 1181 nucleotides long. RefSeq names its product glycine-rich cell wall structural protein-like. The coding region runs from base 36 to 983 and encodes 315 amino acids. The transcript has 2 exons. NCBI's taxonomy places the organism in Eukaryota, Viridiplantae, Streptophyta, Magnoliopsida, Zingiberales, Zingiberaceae. The record is from RefSeq and is a predicted model, not a curated record.
AGAGCUCAAGCAGUGCGUUUACUAGUGACUGCCUCAUGGAGAUGGGGAGGAGGAGUCUUCACGGCGUCGGUAUCGCAAUAAUGGUGCUGGUGGCGGUGGUCGGCCUCGCCCAAGGUCGCCACCUCGACCACACUGAGCGCUUACUCCUCGGCGGAGGCUUUGGCGGCGGAGCUGGCGGUGGUCUCGGUGGUGGCGGUGGUGCCGGAGGUGGGCUUGGUGGAGGCGCUGGCGGAGGACUCGGUGGUGGCGGUGGUGCCGGAGGUGGGCUUGGUGGAGGUGCUGGCGGAGGACUCGGUGGAGGAGCUGGAGGAGGUCUUGGCGGCGGCCUUGGCGGAGGUGCCGGCGGUGGACUUGGUGGGGGAGCAGGCGGAGGUCUUGGUGGAGGUGCUGGAGGUGGACUCGGUGGUGGAGCUGGAGGAGGUCUUGGCGGCGGAUCUGGCGGUGGUCUUGGUGGCGGCGGAGGCGCCGGAGGUGGGUUUGGCGGAGGCGCCGGAGGUGGUGCUGGUGGUGGACUUGGUGGUGGAGCCGGUGGAGGUUUCGGCGGAGGCAAAGGUGGUGGAGCUGGAGGAGGCGCCGGAGGCGGGUUUGGAGGAGGCGCCGGCGGUGGUGCUGGAGGUGGACUUGGUGGCGGAGCUGGUGGAGGUUUUGGCGGAGGUAAAGGUGGUGGGCUAGGCGGCGGAGCUGGAGGAGGCGCCGGAGGUGGUUUUGGAGGAGGCGCCGGCGGUGGUGCUGGAGGUGGACUUGGUGGUGGAGCAGGUGGAGGUUUUGGAGGAGGCAAAGGUGGUGGGCUAGGCGGCGGAGCUGGAGGAGGCGGCGGAGGUGGUUUUGGAGGAGGUGCUGGCGGCGGUGCCGGAGGUGGACUUGGUGGUGGUGGUGGCCUCGGUGGAGGAGGUGGUGGAGGAUUCGGAGGCGGUGGAGGUGUGGGUGGUGGAUUCGGCGGUGGCGCUGGAGGCGGCGGUGGAUUUGGCGGCGGAGGAUUCUAGUUAAUCACAUAUUAAACAGUUAAUUUGGUGACUAGGAAAGCUUAAUUGAGUGAUCUGUGUGCUGGUUUGAAUCGCGUGCAUUAAUUAUGUGUUAAUUAAUCCCCAAUAAAGUAAGCUCUAUUGUAUUAAUGAAAAUGUAAUAUCUAUAAUGAUAAUUCCAUUGUUUGGGCCAAAGAUGAUCAUAUUAUGAUCAUCCAA